CUGGCCUGCUCUUUAAAUUUGAAACUGCGCGGUUAAUUAACGGCUAUAUCAUAUAAUAACAGCUCAUAUGCAAUUACCAUACAGAAGAAUUUCGCUUAGAACCCUAACUUUUUUAUCAGUAGCAUCCUCUCAAUCUCCAAAAAUCUCACGCCUAAAUGCCCAAAUUUGUAUCGAUGCCCGAAUCAUUAAAACGGGUUUCGACCCAAACAUAUCUCGCUCCAAUAACCAGGUCAAAAUCCUUCUUCAAAGUGGCCGAUUAUCGGAAGCACGCCACCUGUUCGAUCAAAUGUCUCACAGAAAUACCGUCUCAAUUAAUAUGAUGAUGUCGGGUUAUGUUAAGGAGGGUAAUCUUUCUAUUGCUAGAGAGCUUUUUGAUGGCAUGGUUGAUCGAACUGCUGUGACUUGGACAAUUUUGAUUGGUGGGUACUGUCAGUUUGAUCAAUUUAGUAAAGCUUUUGAGCUUUUAGCUCAUAUGAAUAGGGAUGCUGUGAAGGGUGAUUAUGUGACAUUUGCUACUCUAUUGUCAGGAUGUAAUGACCCGAAAAUGGCGAAAGAAUUGUUUCAAGUUCAUUCCUUUGCUGUUAAAUUGGGGCAUGAUUCGGCUAUUAUAAUUUGCAACUCAUUGAUUGAUUCUUAUUGUAAAAUGCAUCGCUUAGAUUUGGCUUGUCGGGUAUUUGAGGAAAUGAGUGAAAGGGACUCUGUCACUUAUAAUACGUUGAUAACAGGAUACGGAAAAGAAGGAUUGAAUGAUGAGUCGAUAAAUCUUUUCAUGGAGAUGCAAAGUCUAGGGUUUAAACCUUCGGAUUUUACCUUUCAGGCUGUUUUAUGCGCUUGUAUUGGUUUAGAUGACAUAACAUUGGGGCAACAGGUUCAUGGUUAUGCUGUGAAGACGGAUCUUUCUUCGAAUGUCUUUGUGGGGAAUGCAUUGCUUGAUUUUUACUCGAAGCACGAUUGUGUAAAUGAUGCUAAUAAGGUUUUUUAUACAAUGCCCGAGUUGGAUGGCGUUUCUUACAAUGUGAUGAUCACUGCUUAUUCAUGGAUUGGAGAUUAUGAUAAAUCUAUUAAUCUGUUCUAUGAGUUACAAUUCACAAAAUUUGAUAGGAGAAAUUUCCCUUUUGCAACCAUGUUGAGUAUAGCAGCAAAUACGUUAGAUUUGAGACUAGGUCAGCAACUUCAUUCCCAAGCCAUUGUGACAACAGCUGAUUUAGAAGUUCUGGUGGCGAAUUCUUUGGUUGACAUGUAUGCAAAAUGUGGAAGAUUUGAUGAAGCCGAAAGGUUAUUUAUCAAAUUGAGCAGUAAAAGCACCGUUCCAUGGACCGCCAUGAUUUCUGCGAAUAUUCAGUUUGGACUUUUCGAAGAAGGUCUAAGACUGUUCAACGAGAUGCGUAGAGCCAACACAAGUGCUGACCAGGCUACUUUUGCGAGUGUCUUGAAAGCCUCAGCAAGUUUAGCUUCAAUAUCACUGGGGAAACAGAUACACUCAAGUUUGAUAAGAUCGGGUUUUAUCUCAAACGUAUAUUCCGGGUGUGCACUCGUGGACAUGUAUGCAAAAUGUGGGUCCAUAAAAGAGGCAAUUAAAACAUUUAAAGAGAUGCCAGAAAGGAACACAAUCUCUUGGAACGCGUUAAUCUCAGCAUACGCUCAGAACGGGGAUGGUGACGCCACUCGUAAAUCAUUCGAUGAGAUGAUUCGUUCAGGUUAUCAACCGGAUUCAGUUAGCUUCCUCGGUGUCUUAUCAGCUUGCAGCUACUGUGGACUAGUUGAAGAAGGAUUGCAAUAUUUCAACACCAUGACUAAAGUCUAUAAAGUUGUUCGAAAGAGAGAACAUUUUGCUUCUAUGGUUGAUAUGCUAUGUAGGAGCGGACGAUUUCAGGAGGCGGAGAAUUUGAUAGCUGAAAUGCCUUUCGAACCCGAUGAGAUAAUGUGGUCAUCGGUAUUGAACUCGUGUAGGAUUCAUAAGAAUCACGACUUGGCUGAGAGAGCCGCAAACCAACUCUUCAACAUGGAUGUGCUUAGGAAUGCUGCGCCAUAUAUUGCAAUGUCGAAUAUCCUGUCUGCCGCAGGUCAGUGGGAUAAUGUAGGGAAGAUAAAGAAGGCAAUGAGAGAGCGCGGACUCAAGAAACUUCCGGCUUAUAGUUGGGUCGAAAUUAAGCACAAGGUCCAUGUUUUCUCAGCAAAUGAUAAGUGUCAUCCACAAAUGAAAGAAAUUUUACACGAAAUAGAUAUGUUAUCAGAACGAAUGGAGAAAGAAGGAUAUGUGCCUGAUUCAAGCUGUAAUCUUCACAAUGUAGAUGAAGACCUCAAGAUUGAAUCACUUAAAUAUCACAGCGAAAGGUUGGCAAUUGCUUUUGCACUGAUCAGUACUCCGGCAGGAUCACCUAUACUGGUUAUGAAAAACUUACGAGCCUGUACGGAUUGCCAUGCUGCAAUCAAGGUGAUAUCCAAAAUUGUCGGAAGGGAAAUUACAGUUAGGGAUUCAAGUAGAUUUCAUCAUUUUAAAGAUGGCUUCUGCUCUUGUAAGGAUUACUGGUAAUGAAGUCAUUCUGCUAUAAAAAAACUUGAUUUUAAUAACAUCAAUUCAAUAGCACACUUCUGAAUUA
Molecule: messenger RNA, 2600 nt
Organism: Mercurialis annua (annual mercury)
Lineage: Eukaryota; Viridiplantae; Streptophyta; Magnoliopsida; Malpighiales; Euphorbiaceae
Product: putative pentatricopeptide repeat-containing protein At2g01510
Exons: 1
Coding region: 68-2533 (821 amino acids)
Biological process (GO): RNA modification
Molecular function (GO): zinc ion binding; RNA binding; protein binding
Source: RefSeq, a predicted model, not a curated record